Messenger RNA from Musa acuminata AAA Group (dessert banana), 1173 nucleotides. RefSeq names its product E3 ubiquitin-protein ligase RING1-like. The transcript has a single exon. Gene Ontology annotation, molecular function: transferase activity. Gene Ontology annotation, biological process: protein ubiquitination. The record is from RefSeq and is a predicted model, not a curated record. Lineage: Eukaryota; Viridiplantae; Streptophyta; Magnoliopsida; Zingiberales; Musaceae. Bases 1 to 1173 code for a protein of 390 amino acids.
AUGGCCGUCCGGCCUAAUCGCCUCCUCUUUCCGGCGCCAAACGCCUCCUCCUUAUGUGGAUUCAUGGAGUUGUGCACCCCUCCCCCGCCGCCACCCUCUCCUCCAUCUUCCCCGGGCCCCCCCACCACCAUCCGGUUCCACCACUCCUCCCUCCUCCCCGCCCUCCCCAUCUCCGCCGCCUUCCUCAUCGCCGCCGCCGUCCUCGUUCUCGUCCUCGCCUACUUCGUCUUUCGCCGCCGCCACCACCGCCGCACGGCAUCCCCCGACGUACCCCUCGCCGGCGGACCCCUUGAGGAGGACGGUGGCGGCGACGGCAACGGCGACGAGGUGAUGCACCAUGUCUGGUACAUCAGGACCGUUGGCCUCGACGAGUCAACCAUCAGGGCCAUCUCCGCGUUGGCGUACAAGGCCGCGGAUGGCGUCCUCGGCGCCUCGGCCUCCGACUGCGCUGUCUGCCUCUCCGAGUUCCGCGAGGACGAGCUCGUUCGCCUCCUUCCCAAGUGUGGCCACGCCUUCCACCUCGGCUGUAUCGACACUUGGCUUCGAUCCCACGUCAAUUGCCCCCUGUGCCGUGCGCCCGUCGUAGUCUCGACCUCCGCCGCCAGCAGUGGCGGUACUGGAACAAGUACCCAUUCUUCUUCUUCUUCCUCCUCCUCCUCCUCCUCCUCCUCCGCCCCUUCAUCCCACCCUGAGUUUAUCCCAGAUCACGUGGAUCCCAAUAAUCUCUCCUCGGCCGUAGCGGACAGCGAGCAGAUCAAUGGCCGGCAAUCAGAAUCUGCUCAAGGCGCCUUGGAAGAGGAACCGGAGGUCGAAAGAUUGGAACUUGGAGCUGGAAACCGAACUGUGGUCUUCCCGCUCACGAGCUCUGAGCAGCGAGUGACUGUUGAUAUUGGGGAAGAUGGGUUUCAGCCCAUCCGGCGAUCGAUUUCUAUGGAUUCAUUUACUUGUUCUUCUUUUAUACAUGGAUUGGAGUCUGAUGAGCAUCUCAGCAAUAACAGGAAGAAAACCUCCUUAGAAGAAGAAGUGUGGGAUGAUAGAACCAGGAGAAAGCAAUGGAAUUUUUCCAGUGGCGCUUCUUUGUGCAAGGAAACAGAAAGAUCUUUAUCGAGCAUUAGUGGGAGCUUCUUCUUGUCAAGACAAGGCCGAGCUCGGCGCUCCCUUCUGCCGCUGUAA